AUGCUUACGAUUGAAGAAAUUCGCGCUCUCAGCGAUGUCAACCCAGAGUUUGAACCAAUUCUCAACUCGGGGUCGCCCAUUUUAACUGCUUGGGAUCUAAACACCGACGUCUCUCAAGUCCGGACAAUCAUCCAGGCCAUGAAAGAUGCAGCUCCCAAAAUCGACCCGGCAACGCUUCCAUAUCUCCAAGAGGACAUUCAAAUCCCAGUGCGGGACAAUCGCAGCAUCGAGGUCCGCGUCUACAAGCCACGAGGAGAGUCGACAGAGGGACGGCCCGGGCUCGUUGUCUUCCACGGUGGGGGAUACGCCGUUGGAGAUCUGGAUACAGAAACUUGGCUCUGUGCGCUGUUUGUGAAGCUUGGAGGUGUUGCGGUGAAUGUCAACUAUAGACAUGCCCCUGAGCACGUCUUUCCUUCAGCUGUGGAAGAUGCUUAUGAUGCUACUAAAUGGACGGCGCAAAAUUCGGGGUCUUUGGGCAUCGACCCUGAAAAGGGAUUCUUGGUAGGAGGUGAAAGCUCCGGAGGCGAGAUGGCCGUGAUUGUAGCUCAUCUCUGCCUAAACGACAAGCUGAAUCCUCCUCUGACUGGCAUCUAUGCGGCAAUGCCCGGCGGCGUGAAUAAGGAAACUGUGCCAGAAAAGUACAAGGAUCGAUUUAUUAGCUUUGAGCAAAAUGCUAAUGCGCCAGUGCUGUCCGCCGAGUCGCUGGCUUUUAUCUGGAAGAACCACCACGUUGAUCCACGCAGCCCGCUUGGAUUCCCACUGGCGUUCCCUACCCACAAGGGCCUUCCUAAGACGUAUUUCCAAGUCUGCGGGCUGGACCCUGUGCGAGACUGCGCGUUGGUUAUGGAGCAGGUAUUCAAGGAUGAGGGAGUUGCCACCAGGACAGACAUUUAUCCCGGCUUGCCUCAUGGGUUUUGGGGAUUUUUUCCAGAGCUGAAGACUAGUGCAAAGCAAAAGCAAGAUGCCGAAGAGGGACUCAAGUGGCUGUUGAGUAAAUAA
Molecule: messenger RNA, 999 nt
Organism: Trichoderma virens Gv29-8
Lineage: Eukaryota; Fungi; Ascomycota; Sordariomycetes; Hypocreales; Hypocreaceae
Exons: 4
Coding region: 1-999 (332 amino acids)
Molecular function (GO): hydrolase activity
Source: RefSeq, a predicted model, not a curated record